AUGCAGCAACUCCCACCAUGGGCAGAAGACGUCGUACACGACACUGUCGCGGUCACCAACGGUUCUCAGGCUGAGCUCGAGGGCGAGUGCGAAUCCGAGCGGGAAACUGAAUCCCAGUCCGAGCCCGAGCCCGAGCCCGAGUACUCCGACUUUGAACAGCAAGAAGAACCUCUCGAGAUACCUCGUCUGGAUGUUGACUUUGAACUGGUGGACUCUUUGCAUACACAGACGCGCGAGACCAUGUCUCAAUGGCGUGCGUUGUAUUCUCAACGCCGACGAUGCGGGACGAAUAAAGAGCUGUGGUCACUCACUCGUGCGGUCGCCAAGAUUGGACAGUCUAAUCUUACCAAGAAAGAUGUCCCAACACUUCGAGAAAAGGACCCGUCAAGACUCAUACGCGUGCUCGUUACGGAACACGAUCUGCCCACCUUUCUCGAAGACGUCGUAUCGCAAGAUGACUUCUUCAGUGAAUAUCCGGACUUCAUUAUGAGUGUUUUAGACGUUGUCAUUGCCAUAGCCGUUCAGGCCAAGAUAGAUCCUUCGGUCCUCAAACAAUCUCGAGGCCUUGUCGUUGCGCUGUGCGAAAAUGCCUGGAGGAAUCGAGCCCUACUCGCUGAUGACGAAACCAUGGACCGAUACUACCCAUACGGUAGAGAAGGGGCCCGACGUCAGCUCUCCUAUAUGAUGGUCAUACUCAUAAUAUCCCUUACCGCGAAAUCAUAUGGCCAUGAGCGCACUCUACGCAGAGCGAGCUUGGUCUGCUGGUUUUACUCUCCAGAGGCAGAGGAGAAGGCCGACACGCUCAAGUUCUCUGUCGUUCUGCUCGACUAUACCGUCAGAGGUAACUUUGCCACGGAUCGUACACGGACGGAUGGGGAAGCCAAUGCACUGAUGGAGAUGAUGCAUCAAGACGUCCUACCAGUCUUUGGGUCAAAGCCCUAUCUUAUGCGCUUGCGCACAACACUCGAGAAUCCUGACCUCAUCAACAAAAGUCUGAAUUGGGCCGUCUCGAGCAUGACUCGAUCCGUGAUCACCCAUCCAGAAUUCUUGAGCGGGAUUGCCUCUACUGGUCUCAUCAAAGUCGGCAUGGAAAGCGUCAAUCGUCAGGCUCUGAAGGGACUGCCUGGUACACAGAGUGACUCCCUAGUUCAUCUCCUGGGCAUGUAUACGGCUAUCAUGAAGAUUGCUUUUGGCUCACCGCACCAAGCUGCCUGUACCGCGCUCAUACGAGAGGGGUCUCCGGUCGAAAUCGUAUCUCGCGCACUCCGCGUUUGCGUGGAGGAGAACCAAUCGUCCGGCUUGUCUUAUGAUAUGUGUCUCAAUGCCUUGAGAACGCUCGGGAACUGUGCUUUAUGCACGAACAAUCUCAGCACGAAGAGCACUCUCCGUAAAGCCAUGCGACAGGGAGUUCGCGAGGAAUGGUACCCCACGCUCGUAUUUCUACGCAGGACUGCGGCGCGGGCGUCGGACAGCCAACAUAACCGCGUUGUUAGCGAAUGGAAGAGGCUGGGGGAAGAUCUCGAGUUCGACGAGGGAGUCCAGAAGGCUUUAUAUGAGCGUGAACUCCGCAAAGCCCAGCGGCAUUGUACGCGAAUAGCAUGUCGCUAUCACCAGGAACUCUGUCCCGUGCGCGUGCGUGCUUGUAAAGGAUGCUAUGAAGUGAGAUACUGCAGCUCCCCUUGCCAACGUCAGGAUUGGAAGGAGGGACACAAGUCGCGAUGCAAGCGCUUGAACGAGCCGACGAGUCCGGAGGGUGACGACGAGACCGAUGAUUGA
Molecule: messenger RNA, 1776 nt
Organism: Peniophora sp. CBMAI 1063
Lineage: Eukaryota; Fungi; Basidiomycota; Agaricomycetes; Russulales; Peniophoraceae
Source: the annotation of a GenBank genome assembly